Molecule: messenger RNA, 3198 nt
Organism: Penicillium angulare
Lineage: Eukaryota; Fungi; Ascomycota; Eurotiomycetes; Eurotiales; Aspergillaceae
Product: putative serine/threonine protein kinase (Kin4)
Exons: 2
Coding region: 1-3198 (1065 amino acids)
Biological process (GO): protein phosphorylation; microtubule cytoskeleton organization; intracellular signal transduction
Cellular component (GO): cytoplasm
Molecular function (GO): tau-protein kinase activity; protein serine/threonine kinase activity; ATP binding
Source: RefSeq, a predicted model, not a curated record
AUGAGCACCUCACAUCAGCCGGCUCUGCCAGUAUCCGCCCAUGCGCCCGUUUCGACCCACACGGCUCCAUCUACUGUCCCGAAGAAUGCACGCCAGUACCCCGACAUGCUAGGCUCACCUCCAGUCCCUCCGCCGAGGACUUCUUCCAACAAACACAGCAGCCGCAGUCCAAACGGUUCCUCGAGAGAAAAGGAGGGAAGCUCGCGCGGGAAAAGCCGAUCCGAUCGGAAAGAAAAUCGCGACAGGCCGCGCGAAGACCGGAAUGGAAAAUCUCGAUCACGACGAGCAGAUCCCAUGGCAGAGACACCAAGAGAAGACGAACAUUCACAAGCGGCUUUGUCCGGCAUGGCUCCAACGGAUUGGAAUGAGGAGGAUCCUUCUGGACAAGGUCUGGUGAAAGAGCCCAGUGCAGUAAUUAACUCUGUCAUGGUCAGCGAUCCUGUCGUCGACCGGGAAAGAGAGCAGGUGCGUCAAGCUGGCGCAUCACCUGCAGCAGCUGCAGGUGACACAGCCCUUCCUGUUGGGAACGACAGCGCCGAAGACGGAGGACACAGUGGACAACAAAAACAACAACAACAACAACAACAACGCAGUCGCCAUGAUUACCACAAUGGAAACACCGUUAAACGAAAGGAAACCACAUUCGGAACAUACAUUCUGGGUCAAACACUCGGCGAGGGCGAGUUCGGUAAGGUCAAGUUAGGAUGGAAGCGAGACGGCAGCAUCCAGGUCGCGAUCAAACUCAUUCGACGAGACUCCUUGGGGGGCAACCCUACACGCUUACCAAAGAUCUAUCGCGAGAUUGCAAUUUUGCGAGAACUAGCUCACCCUAACAUUGUCCGUCUUCACGAGAUGGUCGAAACCGACCGCCACAUCGGUAUCAUCAUGGAGUACGCAUCAGGUGGUGAACUUUUCGACCAUAUCCUCACAAACCGCUACCUCAAAGAUAAUUCUGCACGCCGAUUAUUUGCACAGCUGGUUUCAGGCGUUGGCUAUUUACACAAAAAGGGAAUUUUGCAUCGUGACCUGAAAUUAGAGAACUUGUUACUGGAUCGAAACCGCAACAUCAUCAUUACCGAUUUUGGUUUUGCCAAUACCUUCAAUCCAAUUGAUCAACUGGAGGAGGAGAUUGAAUAUAAUCUGACCAACAAAGAAUAUGUGAAGAGGAAGCGGCUCGACAGGACUGGUCCCGACGGCAUGCGUCGUGGUGAUUUGAUGCAGACUAGCUGUGGAAGUCCGUGUUAUGCAGCACCCGAAUUGGUUGUUAGCGAUUCCCUUUAUACAGGACGAAAAGUAGAUGUAUGGAGUUGUGGUGUAAUUCUGUACGCUAUGUUGGCCGGUUACCUUCCAUUCGACGAUGACCCCGCAAACCCCGAUGGCGAUAAUAUCAACCUCCUCUACAAAUACAUUGUUACAACACCUCUUACCUUCCCUGAAUAUGUGACCCCCCACGCUCGCGAUCUAUUGAGACGAAUCCUAGUACCCGACCCUCGCAAACGAGCUGAUCUCUUCGAAGUGGCUCGCCACAGUUGGCUCAGCGAAUAUUCCCACAUUGUAUCGCAUAUUACUAGCAGCACAACCAAUGUCGCAGAUAUCGCCAACUCUACUGUCCCGACUGAAACUCCAAAUGAAGCCCCAACUCUGGCUCGAAGUGCCUCUGUUCGGGAGCCACCGAAGACUUCCCAGGGCAAUGUUCCCGCUGUUGGUGGUCUGAGCCAUCAUGCUGGAGAUAUAUCCCAGGGCUCACCGAGUGAGAAAUCAAAGACUUCUCGCGAUGCUAAGCGUCGAACCGUGCAAGUUGAAUAUGUCGCCCCUCAAUCGCAGACCACACGCGGUGAAUUCCAAUCAGAACCCUCCUCUGGCUCACAUGCUAGAGCUGCGCCGGUUCAAAACGAGCUGCCCAUUGCAGAUAAGCCUCCUAAGCCACCAGCCAAGGAGCCUAUUGAGAAGCCGCCUAUCAAUUAUGAUAAGCCAUUGCCUACUCAUUUCCCGAGGUCUACUUCGGAUUAUGUUGCAGCUACUGGAACGCAUUCAUCAAUACCCGCCCCAACAGCUCCCGUCUCGGCACGCCCUCAAACCGGCGGAUCAAUGGCAUCUUUCACCACUGGCCGACUACCCUCUCGUGGGCAGCCGGUGGCGCCCACGGUUACUGCAACCAAUACUGAAGGUCGCUUAGCUCAACCGAAGAGUAGACAGUUCGCAUUCCCUCAGAACCCCGCACAGUCAUCGAGCACUUCAAUUGGCCGUCCCAGCACUCAACAAUUGCCAUCCGCAUUCAACCCAACACCACGCCAGGAGCCUCCAGUCAAGGGGCACAAACGCUCCAGCACUGUCUCCAGCAUUGGCGAGAAGCUUUUUGGACGCACUGCCUCUAUCAUGGGUGGCCGUAAUUCGCAAAGUGCUGUAUCUCGGGGUGCACGACAAAGCAAACGCGGCCCUCCUCCAAGCAGUAUGAAGGAGCCCUUCCCUCGCGAAGAUUCUCGUGUAUCAAUGGAUUCGCGGCGGUCAAUGCAGUACUCACACAACCGGAAAGCAAGCGAAGCUGGAGAAGGCCGACCUCGUCGAUUCUCUCUCCUUCCACCUUCGUUUUCCUUGCGAACCUUUUCAAGUGGUCGAGCUCAGACACCUGACGAGGCAUCGCAAGCCCCACGUCCGGUGGACCCUCGCACUCAACAACGCCCAGCUACUGGACCAAUGCCCAACCGCUCUCGUGCGACCAGCUAUGGUACACAAGAUGCUAUGGGUAUGGUAAAUGAGGGACCUAGUGAUGAGGUUCACGAGAGCUCAAAACCCACCGACCCAGAGCAACUCAGUUACGAAGCUCAUAUUGAUCAGCAAUUCGCCGAGCUCGGAUCUCGAUUUGAUCAGACACAAGACUCAUUUGCCAACUUUUCCUCUGAGCACGUCUACCAACAACAACCAGAUGAACAUUAUUCUGGCAACAACUACACCUACGCGUCAAAGCCCAACUACUAUGACGACUACAACAGCACGUACGAUAGUAUUCCCCGGCAAUCAAUGCAAGCCGGUCGACCUGGGCGUGGACCAAGUGUCCUUCAGAAAAACAACCGCAAGUUUGCUGAUGCCUACGAGUAUGAGCGGGAUUUAUCCCAUCAUUCAGGCAGUUCCGGUGCAGCUCGAAAGGUCAUGGACUUUUUCCGUCGUCGCGCCAAGUCCCGUGCUGGUGAUGGCCAAUAA